UGUAAUGCGCGUAGUUAAAUGCAACAAUGAUACUACAUGAAAACUGUCAAUUUCAGAUCGCCUAAGGGUUGAAUCUAAUUGAUGUAAUUUCAAGAAAUGCUUUUCGCAUAAAAAUCAGCGUCUACACGCAAACUCGCAGCAUUGGUCUUUGAAGUCAGGACUUAACAUCGACAAACAUGAGGUUUCCGUCGACAAUAUUAUUCUGGAUGACUUUAGGAAACGCUAUUUGGAGAUUGGCUGAAGCAGAAGAAGAAAAGUCCCUUAAAUAUUAUGAAAAGUCGAUGGAAGAGGCCUUACAGCUUGCCAACAAGAUAAAUGCUGCUUUAGCUGUGCAUGACAAGAAGGUUCGACCAAACGCUGGAGGUCCUCCUGUAAUGGUUGAUGUAGAAUUCAAGAUCAUUUCGAUUGGUGAGAUUAAAGAGGCUAGCAUGGAAUACACAAUGGAUAUCUUCUUUCGUCAAUGGUGGGUUGAUCCAAGGCUGGCGCACAAUUUCAGCACUCCUUUCAACAUGGCAGGGGACGCUACCAAGUUGAUUUGGACACCAGAUACAUUUUUUUGGAAUGUAAAAGCUGCCAAAUACCACAAAGUAACAAGGGAGAACAUGAGAAUCAAAAUCCACGGCGAUGGAAAAGUGUAUUUCAGUACGAGGAUUACCUUUACGGCUCAGUGUGAUAUGAAUCUUCGCUUGUAUCCAAUGGAUAUUCAAGUUUGUCCAUUGACCAUUGAAAGCUAUGCACAUACCACAGCUGAUGUUGAUUAUCGAUGGAAAGGAGGAAAGUCACAGGGUGUUGAAAUCGUCUCUAAAGAAAUGGCCCAGUUUGAGUUUGUUGGUGCGAAAACCUCAACCAAAGCAAACACCAAUAGUAAAGGUUCUUUUGCCAGCCUGCGGGCAUUUUUCACAUUCAAGCGUCGCGUGUCGUACUUCAUCACAGCGACCUACAUGCCUGCUAUGGUCCUUGUGAUCCUCAGCUGGUGUUGCUUCUGGAUCACCCGCGCUGCUGUACCAGCCCGAGUCACCCUCUCCAUAACAACAAUUUUAACCACCAUACUACUCUACGGUUCGGUCAAUUCUAAUAUGCCUAAGGUGAGCUACAGUAAAGCCAUUGACUACUUCCUCAUGACAUCAUUGGGAUUUAUCUUUAUGUCACUUCUGGAGUUCAUUCUCGUCCUCAACACGGAUCCACGCUUCUGGACUCAAAAGCGAAGAGAGCAAAAGGCUGAAAAAUUGAAGUCACUUUACAAAGAAACUCCAGCCGAGACUGUUGUCACGCUCAUGGACGGCAAGGCUAAACCAACCGAUAUUCUUAAGGAAAGCACAGACAUGACUCCUCUUAAUGGCCCAACCAAAGAACGUGAGAAGGAUCCACCAAAGGCACCAGAAGCACCACCAGCUGCCAAGACCCAUUGGAUCGAUUACGUCGCUCGUAUUCUUUUCCCCAUUGUGUACUUUUCCUUUGUAACCUUCUAUUGGAUAUACUACAUUAACCAUCCUGAGUCAGCCAUGGGUGGAGUUACUGAGUGAUGCUCAAUCAGUACCUUGUCGGAAGUUGACUUAAAGUUUGUGAGCGUAUUAUAAACUACAUAUGGUGUUGUAGCUUUUCUUCUUUCGCUAUAACUCAUAUUAAUUCUUUUAGCUGGACUCCGUCACAUGAGAAAAGUGCUUAAUAAUUUGUAAAAAAAGAAAAAACCAAUAAGAGCUCUCAAAAUAUUAGUUCUAACUUCUCUUCAGCCUCAAAUUGAUUACUAAAAGCAAUGUGUUAAAUACUAAGCUCAAGGUGAAUUUUCACGUUGAUAUGUGUUUGUAAGGGUGGACUAAAAUCACUGGAAAAGAGGGUUAUUUGAGGGAGUACGGUCAUCUUAUCGGUGCGUAAUUCAGACUCAUAUUUGGAGGCAAGUAUAAAAGUAGUGGUAUGGUCUUUUUUGAUAAUUUUGGGAAAAUUUUGUUUCAUAAUAUGCAUAUCAAAAGCUGCUUUACGAAGAGGAAAUCUGUCUUGCUCUAAGCAAUUAUCCCAAGAAAUUACUUAAGCUUCUCUGUUGUAUUUUUCGAGAACUUGAAUUCUCCUUGGGGUCGUAGAAACAAAAUAAAACAGAAAAGGUCAGCUAAGUCGCGUUUUGUAACUGUUCAGCGCGCGCCUUCCUUAUGAAUGA
Molecule: messenger RNA, 2149 nt
Organism: Pocillopora damicornis (cauliflower coral)
Lineage: Eukaryota; Metazoa; Cnidaria; Anthozoa; Scleractinia; Pocilloporidae
Product: gamma-aminobutyric acid receptor subunit beta-2
Biological process (GO): monoatomic ion transmembrane transport
Cellular component (GO): membrane
Molecular function (GO): transmembrane signaling receptor activity; extracellular ligand-gated monoatomic ion channel activity
Source: RefSeq, a predicted model, not a curated record